UCCUCUCCAGUUAUCACGCGUGAUCCAAGAUGGUGGAUAGGAAACUGUUUUCAUUACUGAAUAUGUAAACAUUAAAUGUGUAACAAGUUAUUGCAUUGAAUUAAAAAGAUACUGCUUAAUUAUCAAAGUGCCCAUAAAUGGGGGCUAAAGAUUCGAAGUUGUCUGUAAUAUCAUAUGAAGAUGCGUCAAAAAGAGUGUCAGAGCCGGAACAUGCACGGCUUCGAGAGGCCUUUGGUAGAGUUACCUCAGGCCAUGGUAACUCUAUGUCUGAUGCUGCCUUUGUAAGAGAAGUAUUAUGGGAUGGAGUGCCCAGCUCUAUUGCCCAGUUAAUCUACAGAGGCUAUGGCGGCACAUCCAAAGGCUUAGGAUUCAAGGACCUGCUCUGUGGUCUUGUCAUCCUGACUAAAGGCACUAAAGAGGAGAAGAUGAAAUUAAUAUUUGCCAUGUACUGCGAUGAGUCCUGCAGUUAUGUGCAAAAAGAUGAAAUGGACAGACGUGUGCUAGAAACAGAAGGCCAGGUCUCCUCUGCCCUGUGUAGUCUCUUCAAAGAGUCUGACCAGGUUUCGUAUGAGCAGUUCUCUGCGUGGCUGAAGCAGCACCCUGAUGCGACUAUCAUUAGCAAGUGGCUUCUGAUGGAGUCCUCCAGUCUGUCUCUUUCUGGAGACCAUGACACGCCAACCUUUUACCAAACCUUAGCAGGAGUCACUCACUUGGAAGAAAGAGAAAUCUUGGAACUUGAGAAACGCUAUUGGUUUUUGAAAGGAUUAUCUAAGACAGGUCGAUUCGACCUAGACCUAUUCAAAACUCAAGUUUGUCCUCCUAUGCCAGAGAAACUUUGUGAAUCAUUAUUUACAGCAUUUGAUGAAAAUUGUGACAACCAUAUAGACUUUAAGGAAAUGGCUUGUGGGAUAUCUGCUUGUUGCCGUGGUCCUUCACUAGAGAGACAGAAAUUUUGUUUCAAAGUGUUUGAUGCUGACCAUGACCUGCGGCUCAGCGAACAGGAAGUGGUAGCCAUGCUUGAGAAUUUAAAUGUCGUGAGGAGGGUGUACAACUCUGACGCAACAUUGAAUCUGCAAGACUUGCCCGUGAUAGAUCCUCAUAUAGUAGCCAGAGAAAUUCUAUCAUGUCAUGACCUCAACAAAGAAGGAUCACUGACAUUGGAAGAUUACCUUUUGUGGACAGUGAACAACCAACUGACCACAGAUUUUUUAGAACUUCUUAGUCAGAUCUGUCACAUUGUUCUUGGGUUAUUUCCAAAAACUAAAGAAGAAGAAGGAAGAAUUAUCCAGCAUUGGCUGGAAAGGGAAAGUCGCAAGUCCCUUGAAAUAGGUCAAGUCUGGUAUUUGGUCAGUAUGCAAUGGUGGACCAUGUGGCUGGAUUAUGUCUGUGUGGAGCAGACGGACACACUAACACGCCCACACAAGGUGCUCAAGAGCAAACACACGAGUGUGCCCUUGUCUUGGGAAGAGGAGUCUGUGAUUAUGGUCGGGUCGUCUCGUCCUGGCCCUGACACUAGCAGUCAGACUUACAGGUCCAACGCGUCCACUUUAGUACCGCCAGAUGGUACCCCUAGCCACAGGCCAGUGGGAUACUCACCAAAGACUUCAAGGAAGCUGGGCCACGCAGGCACGGGCAAACCUCCAGCAAUUAACAACAAUCACCUUUUAGUGAAUCCAUCAAAAUAUUUAUCAUUAACCAAUGAAGGGGGACGACUCAAGAGAGAUACAGUGUUAGCUCGUGGAAAGGAUUUUGAAAUUGUUCCAGAGUGUAUUUGGAGGGCAUUGACCACCUGGUAUGGAGGUCAGCCUGCCUUGCCGCGAACUGUUAUCAGCACUGGCAAUGGACUUGAGUUGGAGCUCUACCCUAUCUGUGUGAGAAUCAUACGCCACCAGACGCCAAAUCAAAAAGCACAGUCGUCGACUUACCUAACCAGCUUGAUGAAUGGGAUCAAUGGUGUCACUACAUCGUUCGCUAAUGGUCCGACGCUGCCCCGUCGCUUCCAUGCCCACACCGCCUCCUUUAGCCGCAAGCAUACAUUGGCCCAGAUCUACGAGUUCUUGUGCAGCAAGCUCAGGUUAUACAGAGAGGACUUUAGAUUGUGGAAAAUUCAUUCUAAAGAUGAGCAAAAUUUGACACUUCUGGAAGAUGAGGAAAAAACGGUGGAGGAUUGUGAGAUAGAAGAUAAUCAACAGAUUUUAUUAGAAGUACGAAACAAAGACUUGACCUGGCCAGAAGAGAUGUCCCAACUGGCGAAAAAUAAAACUGCCAAGAAAGAUGAUGUGCCGACACAGAAAGGUGCAACAGGGCUGAAUAAUCUCGGUAACACCUGCUUCAUGAAUGCUGCCUUGCAGUGCGUCUCAAACUCCUGGCCGCUGACCCAGUACUUCAUCAGCAACCUGCACCUCUUUGAACUCAACAGGGACAACCCUCUGGGUAUGAAGGGCCACAUAGCACAGCGCUACGGGGAGCUGAUUAAAGAUAUAUGGAGCGGCACAUCCAAAACUGUAGCCCCACUGAAGCUUAGGUGGACUAUAGGGAAGUAUGCUCCACGCUUCAAUGGCUUCCAGCAGCAUGAUUCCCAGGAGCUGCUCAGCUUCCUGCUGGACGGUCUACAUGAAGACUUGAACCGCGUCCACAACAAGCCGUACGUGGAGCUGAAGGACAGCGAUGGAAGACCUGACAGGGAAGUGGCCAGAGAGGCAUGGGAGAAUCACUUACUCAGGAACCAGUCUAUUAUUGUUGACUUAUUUCAUGGCAUUUUGAAAUCCCAGGUGAAAUGUAAAGAGUGCGGUCAUGUCAGUGUCCGAUUUGACCCCUACUCUCACCUGUCCUUACCUCUUCCCAUGGACAGUUGCAUCCAUAUAGAAGUUAUAGUACAAAAACUGGACGGGUCAGUGCCAGUGAAGUACGGUCUGCGGCUGAACAUGGAUGAGAAGUAUAAAACUUUGAAGCGUGAGGUCAGCAAUCUGUCCAACAUUCCAGUCGAGGAGCUUCUGAUUGUGGAAGUCAGUGGUCCCAUUGUCAAGUCUCUUCCACGUGACGAUCAGAAAAUCCGAAACCUGCUUGUCCCUGGCUCCUUGUUUUUAUACCAGCUCCCGCCUCCCCCGCAUAUCCAGCCAAUGACAGAAGAGGAGGAGGAGACCAACCCUUCACCUUUGAACUCUGAGCCUCAUUCGGGUAGCCACGAGAGCCUGGACCUACCAGAUAUACAGAGAAGCACAAUUAGAGGGAUUGUCGCCCACAGCAACGCCAAACAAAACGGCCAGCCUCCUCAGAUCAUCAGUGUGUCCAAGUCCCCGAGCCACUCCCGCAGCCCCAGCAAUGCCAGCAUCGCCAACUCUGGCACUCUGGAUGGGCAAAAACCUUCCAACAGAUUUGAGAACUUUGUGAUAGGAGUCCAUCGCAAGAUGAACUUGAUGGACGUUUUCUUUCUGUCGUCCCAGAAGUCACGGCCAAGUUUAUUUGGUACACCUAUUAUUAUACCCUGUACAGAGACAACCACCAACCAGGAACUGUACCAGUUUGUGUGGGUCCAGAUCUCCCGCAUGGUCAGUCCACUCCCGCCGUCAGAAUUGAAAGUAACCAAUCAUGCUCAAGACUGUGACGACAGCCUCGGCUAUGAGUAUCCAUUUCUGCUGAAAGAGGUCUUAAAGGACGGUUUCCUUUGUCACAGAUGCCCAUGGUACAGGUUUUGCCGAGGCUGUAAGGUGGAGUGCAAUAACCAGCUGUAUGGGAAAGGAAGCGCGUUCCUAGCCAUAGACUGGGAGGCCACGGCCUUACACCUGCGCUAUCAAAGUACUCAGGAAAAGUUCUCUGAAGAGCACGAAAGUGUGGCCCAGUCUAGACAGAAGCAGACGGAACCCAUCGACCUUGACACCUGUCUGCAGGCGUUCACCAAGUGGGAGGAGCUGGACGAGGAUGAGCUGUAUUACUGCUCCAAGUGUAAGAAGCAUUGCCUGGCUGCUAAAAAGUUGGACAUUUGGCGGCUGCCGCCAAUAUUGAUUAUCAAUCUAAAGAGAUUCCAAUAUCUUAAUGGACGCUGGGUCAAGUCACACAAGAUUGUCAACUUUCCACUACAAGGGUUUGACCCUGCCGCCUACCUAGCUCCGAGGGAACCUGCAGAAGACACAGCCAAAAGUGCUGUCAGCAAAGAUAUAACUGCACCUGUCAUUCCAUCCAGCACAGCCUAUACUGCUAGCUCCACCCACCAAGCCAGCACCGCCUACUCUGCUAGCUCCACCCACCAAGCCAGCACCGCCUACUCUGCUAGCUCCACCCACCAAGCCAGCACUGCCUACACUGCCAGCUCCACCCACCAAGCCAGCACCGCCUACUCCUCAAGCCCAGCCCACUCGGCUAGUGUGUCCCACCCUGUAAAUUACUCACAGACUCAAACUAUGGCAGACAAACCUUGUGAUAACCAUAUCAAAGAAAACGGUCACAGCGGAGGUGGAGACGGUAGCAGCGUACCGGUGACCAGUCGGUCCCCUCCUAGAGGUAGACCUACCACGACCAUGAGCAGCCUCGAUGCAGUCAACUGUAGCUUAUCCAAGUCCAUCUCUGGACAGGUGACGGCACUGACCACGUCCAACUAUUACAGGGAGAAUGGUCCUGAGGAUAAUGUUAUAACCCCGCGGUCAGUAGGACAGUCAGCAGCCAAGAUGGCCAACGGCUCAGCUAAAUCUGUUAUUGGUUCACGUGCAAUAGAAGAAAGACUUGAGGAGUUUGAUAAAGAAGAUUAUACAAAUGUCCGCUAUCAGCUGUAUGCCAUGUCGUGUCACACUGGCAUAUUAGGAGGCGGCCAUUAUGUGGCUUAUGCUAAAAAUUCCAAUGACUGUUGGUACUGUUAUAAUGACAGCAGUUGUAAGGAAGUUCCUGAGCAUCAACUGGACAAGAACUCUGCCUACAUUCUUUUCUAUGAAAGGGAGGGGGUGGACUUUAGCCACUUCAUGCCGGACACAACUGGACGUGAGCCAGACAUGUCAGAGAUUGAUGACGAGUUCGAGAAUGACUUUAAGAAGAUGUGUCUACUGCAGUAAAACUUUAGAUCAACUCCUGACUGCCUAUUUAUUCUAGGAUUCAAAAUGUAUAUAUAUGGACUUUGAUCAUGUGACCAGAGAUUACAUGAUGUUAUUUAUAGCAUAACAGGAUUACUUCCUGGAAAGUCAUGUGAUGUGUUUUUUUAAACAGGAAGACUUGGGACAUUGAACUGACACCAAAAGUUGUGAUUAUUUUAUUUCUAUUUUGUCUUAAAGAUGUGAUUUUGUUUCAAAUAUUGUCCAAGAAAAAAAAGGUUUUGUUACUAUAAAAUGUCUAGGAUCAUCUCCCUUUACCUUGUUGAUAUCUGCUCAGUUCUGUAAUAAGGAUUUAAGUUUCCUUGUAUAUAAUCAUUUGGAUCACAACAUUCCGACUACUGUCACAUGUUGGUGAAGGCCACCAAUGUUAACACAGAAAGAUAUUGUGCAACAGUGACCAGUAGUGGACAAGAAUAGACUGACCAGUAGUGGACAAAGAAUAGACUGACCAGUAGUGGACAAAGAUUGACAUUGUUUGGUUUUUGUUCUUAAAACUGCCUGUGUGGACAAACACAAAAUCGUUGAGCCAUUGUUUAAGUUUGUUCAGUCUAACAUAUGGUAUCAUUUUAAAAUCAAACUUUACUCUGAAUUCUGUUGUUGUUUUUUUUUAACGUUUUAUUUUUUGUUGCUAACACUGCAAUUUAGAAACACAUACAAUAUAUCCAAUAUACACAUAGCUAGCUGUUGUGUAAUAAACUAUAUUCCCAUGCAGUGUUAAACAUUCAAUUGUUUGUUAUGAAUAUAAUGGACACCCUUUAGUGCACUAUGUUAACAUAGUAACAAAUGUUUAAAUUUUGUGACAGGAAUGAACGGCUUUCAAAAGAAUUUAGUUUUAGUAUGGAGUCAUGCUGGCAUCUAGUGUGGGUUUUGAUAGAAGAAGAAGAAUGUUUGAGGAACUGGUUUAGUUUGUACUGGCUCACAAGUUGAGUCAUUGGUUUAGUUUGUACUGGCUCGCAAGUUGAGGAAUUGGUUUAGUUUGUACUGGCUCGCAAGUUGAGUCAUUGGUUUAGUUUGUACUGGCUCGCAAGUUGAGGAAUUGGUUUAGUUUGUACUGGCUCACAAGUUGAGUCAUUGGUUUAGUUUGUACUGGCUCGCAAGUUGAAUGACUCAGUCAGAAAGGCUUCAUUUCAACAGGUGUUUAUUAUCGUCUCAAUUUGAUAUAUAUAUAUAUAUAUAUUCUCUACCGACUGUGUCAAAUGAAGUUUGUCUUCUAUCAUAUAAUGUUGUGGAUGAAGUCAGUGAGCUAUGAACUUUGACCUCGGAAUGGACAAUGUCCGUUUCAAGAAUUAUCUCCCUUACCUCUGACAUAAUGUGCGUGUGUGUAUUUUUUUUCCCUUACCCACCCCUGCCUACUGUAUGAUUUUUUUUUUAUGGUGAAGAUGGUGUCAAGUUGACCCGAGUAGAAGUUAGUGAAAUGAAAUGAAUGGAUCUCCGCAAAAUGUAUUUUUGAGAGACUAUUAGAAGGCCGAGGCAGUCCUAUCACUUGACUUUGUUAGUUCUGUCUUCACCAGAGUUUUGUAACAAAUAGAUUGAGAUUGUAACACUAUUACAUUUAAUUAAAAGUUUUUUGUUUUUAAUUCAGGUCAUUAAAAUGUCAAGAGGUACUUUCUGAGGUUUCACUGACUCUCUAUGUUACUUCUCUCUUGGCAUUUUACACCUUAAGGGACAAUCUUUUCCUUUUGCAACUUCUUGUGUGACUAAAGAGGCCAAUCUUUGAUACACAGCUGCGGUCACAGGUUGGACAUCUGUAAUCACCAGGCACCGUUGUAUUUUCACUUUUCUUUCUACUACUGUUGUUUUUGGCAUCUGCAACCCUUCCUUUAAGCUCGCUGUCCAUGUGGAUCUAUCCAGUGCUACUUUUUAUAAUAUUGUAUCGAAGUUACACUUUACACUUAGGUAGCAGGAGCUGUAACCUUCCAAUGUAGCAUUGAAAUGACCUUAUUCUUGACACUUUCUAUAGACAUCCAACACAGGUGUGUACCUGCAGACAUCCCACUCAGGUUAGUGCCUGCAGACAUGCAACACAGGUGUGUACCUGCAGACAUCCCACUCAGGUUUGUGCCUGCAGACAUGCAACACAGGUGUGUACCUGCAGACAUGCAACACAAGUGUGUGCCUGCAGGCAUCCCACACAGGUGUGUACCUGCAGACAUCCCACACAGGUUUGUGCCUGCAGGUAUCCCACACAGGUGUGUACCUGCAGACAUCCCACUCAGGUGUGUGCCUGCAGGCAUCCCACACAGGUGUGUGCCUGCAGACAUUUCUACUCAGCUUUGUUCACUGGUGCUCAUGCUAGAAAGUUUGUGCUUAUGUUUAAUUUGGAGAACACACCCUCUGUUCAUGUUGUGUUCUGCUAUUGAGAGUUUUGUUUGUUUUUUUUUAGUUGAUUUUUUAAAAACUUCUUUGUGCACAUCUUUCAUCCUUAUAACAGAGUCGGUGCACUUCAGUCCAAUCUCUUAUGAACCAGUAGCGGGAGGGGGGAGAGAAGGUUUCCCUGGCUGGCAUUCAGCAAACACAUCUGUUUGAGUUGAGGUUUGGACUGACAUUCUCUUGAUAGAAAUCUAAGUGGUUCGUGCUUCUGUCACACAUCCCUUGGUAACGUGGUUUCAUUUAAUGGACCUCAUUCACCAAUCGUAAACAAACAACAUUUAGUCACGUGAUCUUAUUGAUAAAACAAUGGAAAAAAACUGUCACGUACAUCAUGAAUUAAACAUGAGAUCGUAAAUUAUAUAGAAGAGAUAUAGCACCUCGUGGCUAAAGAGAUCGUAAAUUAUAUAGAAGAGAUAGAGCACCACGUGGCUAAAUGUUGUUUGUUUACGGUUGGUGAAUGAGGUCCCUUUAGGUCAAGGCUGGACAAAUUUUAGGCCUUUAGCAGUAGGGACAACAUUUGGUUUACAAUAUAAAAAAAAAAAUGUAGACUUUAAUUUAUCACUUUAGCCAAUGAUAAUAGACUGAAAGUGGAUGCUUCAACCAAUGGUAGUAAACUUUAAUUUAUCACUUCAGCCAAUGACAAUAGAAAGUGAAUGCUUCAACCAAUGGUAGUAAACUUUACUUUAUUAUUUCAGCCAAUGGUGUGGCUAAUUUUGUUUGGUGGGCCAGGUAAUUAAAUAAAGUAUUUGGGUCACAUGAUGCUAAUGUAAACUUUGCUAUCAGGCAAUGUUGUCUGUAAGAUAUGGAAAAAAAGUAUUACCAAUGAAUGUGAUACCUACAAGUUCAUCUGAUGUUCAGUGCUACAAGAAAACAUUUUGUUCAGAUUGUUGAAUGAGUUUUUGAAGCAGGCUUGGUUGUGCUUGUGAUUAUCUGUUUUUUUUUGUUUUUUUAAUGAAAGUCUUUUUGCAACAUUGAACUUGAGCAUUAUGUUUUGUUUCGAUACUUUUUACUGACAUGAUUUUUUAAAAUUUAUAUUUGUAAUUACAAUGUCUUGUAUUGGAGCAGAUUUGAAAGGUUUUAAAAAGAGGCAAAGGUUUGAAUGUAUUUGGUUUGCCAACGGAAUGGUCUCCCUUUCGCUUGUUGACCACUUUCAUAAUUAACGGGUUUUCAUUGGUGAAAAAAUGUUUUGUAAUGAGGUUGUUGUAUGUGCAUAAAUUUGUAAACUAGGUGUGCACUUAAUUAAGUUGUAGAUGCAGCUUUGCUAGUUUCAAUGUGAAGGCGAUAGAAAUGUCUGAAUGCAGCUAAGCAAAAACAACUUAAAACUGAUUUAGUUAAGCAAGGGGAAGUAAUCUGUUUUGUUGAACUUUACAUCUUAUAUAUAAACAGAUUUCAUAUGUGCUUAUACGGACCUGAGGUUUUAAAAUUCCCUUGACAGUCUUUGAAAGCUGCAGUGUAGGCCAUGUGCUGCUUGGAAUGGCUGUUCUCUCUUCAUGAAAUGCUGUUUUGAGCAGUCAAAACUUGAUCAGUGAUUAAACAAUGUACAUCUAUAUGGGUCAGUGUGCAAAAAUCUUUAUUCCAUUAUCCUUUGCCCUAACUUACCACAUCUCAAUCAAAUUCAAACGUCAAUCAACUCAAGAUGGCUGUGUGUUUACAAUCUAUCUUUCAGACACCUCGCCUCUAACCAUCACAACAGUCAACCUGCUCUGUGAAAGUUUGUUUCAUGGGAGAAAACUCUCAGAGAAAAUAAAUUACCUGAAUCAGUAACAAAGAGUUAUGUAGCUUUGUUGUGUAUAUACGACACUGAAAUGUUUCAUGAUCAAACUACUGAAGUAGUCUCAGAACUGAAAUGUGAUAACUUAUAGAAUGAAGAUAGAGAUUAGUUAAAAAAAAAAAAACUUUCUAAGCAGACGGAGGUUAAAAAUGUUUGAAUUAUUGAAUAAUGUUUAGCAUAAUUACAUGCAUAUAUAUUUAUACCUUUUCAGGUAAUUAGAAAAUUAAAAAAACAACUAAUUGGAUACUUUCUUUUCCAUUGCCUAGUGUCCCCCCCCCCCCCCCCCACACACACCUAUAAUGUAAAAAUGCAUUUGUAAAGACUUUAUCUUAGACUUUUAUUUACAAAGAGAAAAGAACAUUUAGUGACACUAUGAUGGAAAAUGCUGACUCAGUAAAAAUUUCUUUUGUUUUAACUAGACUCAUCCAGCGUGGUCUCUUACCUUGAUCUCUCUCGCAGUCUUGCCCUUGAAAAUAAACUUUUUUUUUCAGGUUGUAUAUUAUGGUGUAGCUUUUUUUUUUGAGAAGGGGGGUGGCUGAGUGGUUAAGUGCUUGACUUCCGAACCUUGGGUCCUGGGUUCAAAUCUCAGUUUAGACUUAGAUUUUAAAUUUCUGGAUUUUUAGGGCGUCUCUGAGUCCACCCAACUCUAAUGAGCACCUGACUUUAGUGGAUGGAAAGUAAAGGCAGUUGGCCAUUGUGCUGGCCGUAUAACACCCUGCCAAACAAACUUCAACUGCCCAAUAGAUCGCAAGGUCUGAAAGGGGAACUUUUAUUUUUGUUAUUUCAAACAAGAGCAUUGUUUGUUUGUCCCAGGAGCGCCCAAGUCUCAGGUCAUAACCUUCAAGAAGUAAGGUGAAAAACUCCCCCAUAGCUCUUUUGUUCUACAGCGGAGUCCUGAUAGUCCAAACUAAUUGGCACCGCAUCCAUUUCAGAUUGACAAUUAUUUCGAAUUAAGCAAAAUUAUGACUAAAAUAAACAUAAUUAUGACAUACAAUGUGUAAUGACUUAAACUGGUCCAGGAUCUAGUGAUAAACAGAGUUAUCUUAUUUCCUGUCCCGGACACCACGUCUGUGUGUGAAGUGCGUGAGAGUCAAAGUAGCUUUCUAUAAACUGUAUCAGAGUUUAAAACACCAGUAUCAUGCUGUUGCAGCCACGUAAUUUAUCGCACAUCACCAAAUAAUAUUAACAAACCGAAUAUAACAUUGUUCUAUUAUAAUGUCUAUCUAUGAAACAUACAUCUAUUUUUUAGUACAUAAUAGACUUAGUCACUGUUGUUACUUAAUUGUUUUUACUCCUAAAAAUAUCCUCAUUUCAGUUUCUGAUCGAGCAGACUUUUAGAUUACUGUGAAGUUUGAAUUUUUCAGACUCUGUAUUUUAUUUACUCAUUUAACAAAAUUUUUUUGCAAAUCAUGUCUCUUUUGCUCAAUUUCACCAGUUUUGGUUUCGUCAAAAUAAUCUGCCAUGUAAUGUAUACUGUUGUUGGGCUUGAAAGAGUAUCUUCGAUGUUUGAGAUGAUGUCUGUGUUUGUGUAUAUAUGAUAUUAUAGCGCUGACUUUAGAUUAGACAAUAUAAAAACUUGACACUAUAAUCUAUUAUCUAUAAUCAAUUAGCAUGAAUGUACAUACAUAGGUAUCUAUUAUAUGAAAGGCCAUGAGCCAUUACAUAUGUUCAUAUCUGUAUAGAUAAGUAUAUAAUAAAUAUAAAUAUGUCUGUGUAUAUUCAUCUCUGUUUAUAUAAUCCUCAAGAUGUAAACACAAUUUCAAAAUAUUGGAUACAACUGUUUAAAAUACUUUUCAUUUUUUUUUCUAUGUAGAAGCUUCAUUUAACUAUCUCUGCAUUAUUGAACAUGUUCUGUCAAAUUGUUGAUCAUGUUUUUGUGUUCUAUUUGCUUUUCAUAAUGACCUCCUUUUUAAAAAAAAUAACUGUUUGCAUAUAUCAACACUGUGCUUAAUUAAAACUUCCUACCCCAGCCAAGGGAAGCUACUCUUUCUGACAUCUGCUGUGCUUGUAAUCCUAAAGUACUGUAAUCAAGUCAAUUUUGUCAAGAUUGAAAGUAAACUUUGUAAUAUAAUCUGUGUUGCAAACCAGUUUUAUAGCAAAACAUUUUCUUAUGUUCUAAUUUGACAAUUAAAUUGAAGUGCCUAGGAGAUUAUUUAUUUUAUUUUUUUCUGUUUCAAGUCUCCCAUCUCUUAUCUGCUGUUGUGCUCAUUCACCCAAGUCUUAGGUUUAUUCUCACUUAAAUCUCGGUUUAUUCUCACUUAAAUCUCGGUUUAUUGGCUAGUCCACCUAAAAAGACUAGCUUGUUUAUGCCCUCCAUGUCUAAGUAUUCUAAAUACAAUCUGUCACUGUAAACUUGGCGAGUCUUUUUACAGUUAAGGCAAUGUCUUUGAUUCUGACAAGUAAGGAUGAGUGCAGUGUUUCUACUGAUUAGUUAAGCGAUACUUUUGUUUUUAUGAUGCGUAACAUCCCUCCAUCUUUGUGUGUACAUUCCAUGGCCAAACAUCAAUCCCAUACUAUGAUACAUCUUUAUCUUUGCAUUGUGGCUGCAGUUGACUAGUGACAGCAGCUACCCAGUGUUUGUCUUGGCUCUAGAAUGCGCGCUAGGAAAGUUCAUAGUUUCAUAUGUGACAUACCAAAUUUUCAAUGAUUGCCAUUUCAGUAUCAGGUAAGGCUUUACAUGGAGUCGCAAGCCCCAUGCCCAGCCCUUAACCUCACUCAGUGAUGAGAUAAUCCAACUUGUCAAGCCAGCCUACUCCUGAUGACAAAAUUGGACCAAGUUGUCUUCUUGCCACUCAAAUUUUAAACUUGAAUAUUUUCCUGUGCUGACUAGAAGGCUGCACUCUUUCCUUGAUGUUGCAUUUAGAAACCUAGAUUUUCAUUUUAAACCAAGCUGAUGUAUCACUGUAAGAUGUCUGAGAUCAUUGGAGAACAUGCCAGGUAAACAGUCAGUCUCCCAUCCACUCUGUCUCCAUCCUCAGUCCAUUAUGACCUACUAAGCUGUUUUCAUAUGUAUGACUCCGAGCUAAAUCUAAUAUUUUCCUGUUCAAUGGCAUGUGUACAAUAGUUUAUCAACAGAAGAUAGUUUUGUUUUUUUUUAAAGUUGUUUUUUUUUUAAAUUGUAUUCAGAUUUUUUUUAAAUUUGAUUUUCAGUUUUUCCUUUUUUUUAAAUCUGUAACUAAAGAGAGAUGUGUCAACUGUAAAUAAAACGUAUCUUGUCACACACACACUAGAUGUGUGGACAGAUCUCUGUGAUGUCAUUGAUAAUGUGAAGAUAUCCAUGCUGAGAAUUAUCUGAACGAUUUGUUUUGGUUCAUUUGUGGUGUGCACUUGACUAUAUAAAUAAAUGCUAUUUCAUUGCUG
Biomphalaria glabrata is the source of this 12576-nucleotide messenger RNA. Its product is annotated as ubiquitin carboxyl-terminal hydrolase 32-like. The record is from RefSeq and is a predicted model, not a curated record. The transcript has 35 exons. Gene Ontology annotation, molecular function: calcium ion binding; cysteine-type deubiquitinase activity. NCBI's taxonomy places the organism in Eukaryota, Metazoa, Mollusca, Gastropoda, Planorbidae. Gene Ontology annotation, cellular component: Golgi apparatus. Gene Ontology annotation, biological process: protein deubiquitination. The coding region runs from base 138 to 5039 and encodes 1633 amino acids.